GUUGUAACUGAAGCGUUUAAAGCAAGUGCGGAGUCGCACUCGGCACAGUUAGCUAGUCGCCGGUCCCCGCGUGCAGACCUGACCAUGUUUUUCCUAAGCGUAGUUGUGUGCUCAAUGCUCGCGGUCGCCGCUGCCACCGACGUGCAACAAUGCGCUGGAAAGUCGUAUGAUUUGAAAAAUCACGUACAGUUAUCGCCGUGCAAGAAGUCCCCGUGUCGCCUCAAGAAGGGCACCAAUCAACACAUUACGAUUUCUUUCACUCCUGAGAGUGAUUUGGACGAGCCGACUAACCACGUCACAGCGACCAUAGCCGGAGUGGAGCUGCCCUUCGUGGGUGUGGACGGCGUUGGAAUCUGCGACAAAUUAGAAAACGAGGCGGGCGAGAAAGCCUCGUGCCCUCUCAAAGCGGGAACCACAUAUGUCUACAAAGAUUCCUUCCCCAUAUUAAGUUUCUAUCCCUCCAUAGAAGUCAAGGUGCACUGGGCACUGCAGCACAAAAACAAGGAUAUUAUCUGUUUUGAGGUACCAGCAAAGAUAGUCUAAUAUUUUUUUUACCAUUUGCACAGACGCCGGCAGGAUUAUUAUCAGAGUCCUUCCAUAAAUUGUAUUUUUUUAAAUGUAUUUUUGUAAAUGCACUCCUUAGUGGCGUCCAAGUUAUAUCUGCUUUGCGCAAGAUGUUUUCAAAGUGAUAACUGCAUUAAUACCAUGACUGAAUUGCGGGAUGUUCACUAUCAAUAUCGUAUCACAGUUCGGAGAUCGCAGGAUUUCAAGAACGUUCGGAUAGGUACAUUGCGAUCCUGUUAAUAUCAUCAAUAUUUCCUCGAUACAAGAUCGUGAUAUCGCGUUUCCCGUGAUAAUAAUAUUGAUAGUGUAACAGCAGUGGCGUGCAGAUCAUACAGGCACAAAAGCGUUGCUUACCUUUGGAGAAUUAACUCAACGUUCAUUGUUUAUAAAAUAAGGCUUAUCCUGGCUCCAAACUUGUGCACGCCACUGUGUAACAGGCCUCAUUCUGAGGAAAAAUCUAGAUCUCGCUUCUAGGUAAAAAUGACGAACAAAAAAUGCAGAACAACGUUUUCACGUGGUUCAACAACAUUGUUAUUGUAUAGGUAUUUAUAGGUAUUAUUAUAAUAAGGACAUUAAAACUGGUUUUAAUAAUAA
Maniola jurtina (meadow brown) is the source of this 1158-nucleotide messenger RNA. Its product is annotated as ecdysteroid-regulated 16 kDa protein-like. Bases 85 to 543 code for a protein of 152 amino acids. The transcript is spliced from 3 exons. Gene Ontology annotation, molecular function: sterol binding. NCBI's taxonomy places the organism in Eukaryota, Metazoa, Arthropoda, Insecta, Lepidoptera, Nymphalidae. Gene Ontology annotation, biological process: sterol transport. The record is from RefSeq and is a predicted model, not a curated record.